AUUAGUCGUUCAGUUAUUUUCUUCCCCAAAACUCGUCGUUUUGUUCGGAAGUGUUUGGCUCUCGAGGCAUCGUCGCAGUUACGGGAGCGACCACCAUGAGGAGUGGCACAGCUGAUCCUCACUCAGAGGGCGAUCUUGCUCUUGAUCUAAUUUCCACCCUUCAAUCUCAACUGCUCUCUCUCCGCAACAGAGUACAGGAAUUAGAGGCUGAGAAUGCAAAGCUAUCAUCUCAAAUUUCAAGUUGCCACUGUCAUAAGAUAAGGGAGAAACUUGAUUCUAUCAGCCUGGUCCAGCAAAGUGAUGAAUUAAAAGCAGGUGGUGAUGAGACCAGAAAGAAAAAAUUGAAGGGGAAAAUACCAGGCACUAACAUGAGGACAAUGAAUCACAUUUCCAAGAGAUAUGUGGCUCUAAAAGUCAUGUAUUUUGGUCCAAGGUUUUAUGGUUUUGCUUCGGAAGCACACAUGGAUCCAACUGUUGAGUCUGAAAUUUUCAAGGCUCUUGAGAAGACAUGGCUUGCAGUUGGGGACAAGAAGGAAUUACAGUAUUCAAGAUGUGGUAGAACAGACAAGGGAGUAUCCUCUGUUGGGCAAGUGAUUGCUCUAUUUUUACGAUCAAACCUUAAGGAAAUUGGUGCAAGGGAAGAAAAUUCUACGAAAGUUGUUCCAGAAGAACAAUAUGAAGGAGAAAUUGAUUAUGUGAGGGUACUCAAUAGAGUCCUUCCUAAAGAUAUUCGAGUUAUGGGCUGGUGUCCUGUUCCAAUUGGUUUCCAUGCAAGGUUUAGCUGUUUGAGCAGAGAAUAUAAGUACUUUUUCUGGAGAGGAAAUCUGAAUAUAUUGGCAAUGGAGAGUGCUGGUAAGAAAUUUCUUGGGGAACAUGACUUCCGAAAUUUCUGUAAGAUGGAUGCAGUGAAUGUUCACAACUACAGACGACAUAUCAUUUCAUUUGAAAUUGCUCCUACCAAUAAUAGAUAUGAUGGAAAUCAACUUUGGGCAAUAAAAAUUAAAGGCAGUGCUUUCCUAUGGCACCAGGUCCGGUGCAUGGUUGCUGUACUAUUUAUGAUUGGCCAAGGUCUUGAAUCCCCUGAUGUGGUAGAUGCAUUAUUGGAUACAGAAAGGACAUCAAGAAAACCUCAAUAUGUCAUGGCCCCUGAGAUUCCAUUGGUUCUUCAAUCCUGUGAAUUUGAAGGUCUCAAGUUUAUUUGUUCAUCAGGUACUUCAAUCACAGAUGCUAGCCAAGCUUUACGCAUGCACUUGGAAAAUGAGUGCCUAACUUACCAGCUCCAAGCUGCAAUCUUUCAUGAGGCUCUGCUAUCCUGUUUGCCUUCAGCAAAUAGUGCCGAAAAACAGAAUUCACUAAAUAAUGGAACCAUCAAGAAGGAGGCUGCUCAUAUUGAUCUAAUGUCACGGCCAACUGAGCCAUCAUAUGAAGAGCGACGAGCCAAAUUAAACUCAAGAACAUGAGACGCUCUUCGGCUUUUUGAAUCAACUCUGGGACCUCACCCUUAGCCUAACCCACCCUUCACUGCUGAGCUACAACUCAAUGGUCCCCUGAGCUUUUGAACUUUGAUAAAGAGUAACUCAUCGUGACGGGUGCUUUCCUGUGAGGAAUAGCUUUUCUGCAACCCAAAGUGUAUUGUCUCUGCCAGAAAUCUACUUUGAGCAUGAAACAGGUGAUUUUCAACCCGGCCAAAGAGUGAAAUCUCAGUCUAGAUGGUUUGAGUCUGGGCCAUUGUGGUCCAAUAUUCACCCUGAGCCUUGUUAAAGUAUCUGGCCUGAACCCAGACUGAAAUACUUGUUGCAAAAGAAGCACAAGCUGCUAAUAGAAUUUCAGAUUCCUGAACUGAAUUUGAGUUGAAGUAUAUGAGAAAAUUUCAAAACAAAUUGUAUCUAUACCCGGGGUGACUUUUUUUGUUAUUACCAAGGCCUUUUAAUGAUAUGCAAUAUGCAAGUGACUUCAUUAUGUACUUUAAUACUGAUGAAGGAUGUUAAAUGCUAAGUACACAAUGCCCCUAUAUUUAUAUAGA
Vitis riparia (riverbank grape) is the source of this 2023-nucleotide messenger RNA. RefSeq names its product tRNA pseudouridine(38/39) synthase. The record is from RefSeq and is a predicted model, not a curated record. Lineage: Eukaryota; Viridiplantae; Streptophyta; Magnoliopsida; Vitales; Vitaceae. Gene Ontology annotation, cellular component: nucleus; cytoplasm. Bases 96 to 1460 code for a protein of 454 amino acids. The transcript has 16 exons. Gene Ontology annotation, biological process: mRNA pseudouridine synthesis; tRNA pseudouridine synthesis. Gene Ontology annotation, molecular function: pseudouridine synthase activity; RNA binding.